This is a messenger RNA of Corvus hawaiiensis (hawaiian crow), 3391 nucleotides long. It is a transcript of the gene GULP1, whose product is annotated as GULP PTB domain containing engulfment adaptor 1. Lineage: Eukaryota; Metazoa; Chordata; Aves; Passeriformes; Corvidae. Bases 138 to 1274 code for a protein of 378 amino acids. The record is from RefSeq and is a predicted model, not a curated record. The transcript has 13 exons.
AAUGAUAGAGUAACAUCACAUCUACAGUGUUUGAAUGGCUGUCUUUCUGUUGAAGUGGUUUUCAGCCUGUGAGGUGGUUAAAGUGGGGAGGAAAAAACCAAACCCUGAAAUAUCGUUGACUGGGUAGAUUUUUAAACAUGAAUCGUGCUUUUAGCAGGAAGAAAGACAAAACAUGGAUGCACACUCCUGAAGCCUUAUCAAAGCAUUAUAUUCCCUAUAAUGCAAAGUUUCUUGGCAGUACAGAAGUGGAGCAGCCCAAAGGCACAGAAGUUGUAAGAGAUGCUGUUAGAAAAUUAAAGUUUGCAAGACACAUCAAGAAAUCUGAAGGCCAAAAGACACCCAAAGUUGAGUUACAAAUCUCAAUCUAUGGUGUAAAAAUUCUAGAUCCAAAAACAAAGGAGGUCCAGCACAACUGUCAGCUCCACAGGAUAUCCUUUUGUGCUGAUGACAAAACUGACAAGAGAAUAUUUACUUUCAUAUGCAAAGACUCAGAAUCAAAUAAGCAUCUGUGCUACGUGUUUGACAGUGAAAAGUGUGCAGAAGAGAUAACUUUAACAAUUGGUCAAGCAUUUGACUUAGCUUACAGGAAAUUUCUGGAAUCCGGAGGAAAAGAUGUUGAAACAAGGAAACAAAUUGCAGGUUUACAGAAAAGAAUUCAAGAAUUAGAAACUGAAAAUGCAGAACUGAAAAAUAAAGUUCAAGAUUUGGAAAACCAGUUAAGAAUAACACAAGUACAUGCGCCUCCACUGCUGCACAUAAAGUGUGAUAAUGAUGAACAUAUGUUUCAAAGACCCUCUACUUUUUUCUGGUGUAACAAUGAGGAUUCACCUCCUUGUUUAGAUAUCUCUUCCAUUACGCUUACUCCUAGGAGUUCUCCUGACUCUAGACUACCACCUGGAUUGUUAAUACCACCACCUUCAAAGAGUGGUCUUCCAAAGCCUGCCAGUGAAUACAGCUGCCCAAGACCUCGUGCAGGCAGUGUGACACCUAAAUCACCCUCCACUGACAUCUUUGAUAUGGUUCCCUUUUCUCCCAUAUCCCCUCAGUCAUCAACACCUACUCGCAAUGGUACACAGCCUCCUCCAGUACCCAGUAGAUCUACAGAGAUCAAAUGUUUGCUAAGUCUUGGUGUUGGAACUGCCUGCUUUCAAUUGUCUGACCACAGAGAAGACUGUCAGCUCCUUUUAAAGAGAGAGACCUUUUUGGAGCAGAACCUUUUGACCCUUUUAGCUGUGGAGCAGGAGAUUUCCCUCCAGACAUUCAGUCCAAACUAGAUGAGAUGCAGGAGGGGUUCAAAAUGGGAUUAACUCUUGAAGGCACAGUAUUUUGUCUUGACCCACUAGACAGCAGGUGCUGAUGCCAAGAAAGUCAAUGUGAAAUUCCUCCGCAGUGGGUUUUUUAUUUUUGAACACGUACUCACAGAUACUAUCCAUGUGCCAAAAGUUGCUUUUUUCAACAUGUAAACUCUUGUGAGGCUUGCUUCUGUAAAAAUCCAACUUAGUUCACUCUUUCCCUGUACAAAUGUAAAAAGUUGUAUUUGUUUAUGAAUUAUGAAUUAAAUUACGCUGUUGUGUUUCUUUCUCUCACAUUUUGGCCCAAGUUUACUAUGCUUUAUGACUAUUAGCUUGGAGAAGUUCUUCAGAAAGGUCACAUAUACCUCCCUCCCUCUCUCUCUCUCUCUCUCUCUCCCUCCCUCUCUCUCUCUCUCUCUCUGCAAAUGUGCAGGCAUGAUUUUUACAUAAUACUUUAUACUUUACCUGGCAGCAUUUUUAAAUUAUGCUUCUAAAGCAUUAUUUAAUAUUCAAGCAGUAAAAUUAUUAAUAUCUACUACAAAAAAAUUCAAUUUGCAGAGAAAAAAACCAUAAAAUACUAACCAUUACUCUAUGCUUCAAAAGUAAAUCUCGAUGCAGUGUGACUGAUUUCCAUUACUGUGUGUGGUUACUAUGCUGUACAUAUGUUGUCAUUGGUUUAUACAGUCCAGAUUUUACAUCCUUCAUUCAUGUUUUAGAAACUAACAAGUUAUUAGUCUGCUGAUAAGUGCUUAAUGAGCCUAGAACUGCUAAAUUGCAGAAUGGACAAAUUAACUGCCCUUUAUUUUGCUAUUUUAUAGCUGAAGUGUAAAGUAUGUACCUUGGAAUCCAUUACAUGCUAGCCAUAACUUAAAAGGAAGAUUAUGGUCUUGCAUUCACUUAGGAACUUAUGAAAUUUUGUCUAUAAGCAGGCACUGGGCUCAGUUCUGGAAUUACUUUCAACACCUGAGUGUUUACAGCCAGGCUCAGUUGAGUAUUAUUUUUUUACUCUCUGUUUUAGUGUUCCAUGUCUUUAAUUUUGAGGCUUUCUGCAAAGAAUGCACUAUGAGUUAAUAAGUCCUUUGUACCCACUGGUUGUUCUUGUUACAGAAAUACCUGCACAUCAAAAUUCUCAGCUGCUGGUGAGAUGAAUGCUGACAUGUCUAUGCAUACUUUUCAUUAAUCUUUCUCAUAAGCAAUAAGAUACCCUCUUAAACCUAUCUCAGAAAAUUAUUAUCAUUAGUUCAAUUCAAAAGCUUUCAAACCUCUAGUAUUUUCCCCAAAAAACAUACAAAUAUGGAAAAACCCCCAAAAUUUUCAGGUUUUUUCUUUUUUACUUUUUUUUUUUUAAUAAGAGGAUUUUUUGGCAUCACUUACGGUUUUGUCCUUAAGCAUCACAGUUUACACCAAAAACACAUUUUUCAAAUUUGUUAUCACAUGUGUAUCUUUAUGCCUUGUUCAACAAAGUACUUGUGCAUGUACCUUUGGAGUGCACUAAAAGAAUGGGGUUAUUCCUUUGCUGGGUUUGACACAUCCUCAGGUACCUUGCUGAAUCAGGGCCUUAACAUCCUACAUUGCAUUAGUCUUCCUCUCUCUUGUAUUUUGGUCAUCAUUCAUAUAGAGUAUUAUAGAGAAAUAUAUAUAUAAAAAUAUAUUAAAUCACUAACAAAUAGAAUAGUAUAUGUUUCAUAAAGAAAAGUCUUUAUAAUUUUGUUUGUCAUACAGUAUUUUUGAAUUUGUAUAAUGAGGACGUUUAGUAGCCAUAGGAAUGGCCUUUUUUAACAAAUAGAAUUUGUAUUUUUAUUGUACUUUAAAAAGCUUUACAUAAUAAGCAUCUAUUUAGUGGUCAUUUACUAUCAAUGGUAACACUAAGAUAAUAUUUGCACAUUUUAAGAAACCUUUUUCGUUACUGAUUUUUAUGAUAGUUGACUGCAAAUGGCAUGGUUAAAUCUUACAUACUUGGUCAAUACAUACAAAAAUACUUAAAUCUACACAACAGUGCAUUUUUAAUUUUUAUGUGAUCCAAUUGGAAACUGUAUUUCUAUGUAAUCUCAAAUGUCUGUUUAAUUUUGCCUAAAAUAAAUGUUUUUAAAUAAAUUGCA